Molecule: messenger RNA, 2489 nt
Organism: Cimex lectularius (bed bug)
Lineage: Eukaryota; Metazoa; Arthropoda; Insecta; Hemiptera; Cimicidae
Product: ABC transporter G family member 23-like
Exons: 15
Coding region: 467-2470 (667 amino acids)
Cellular component (GO): membrane
Molecular function (GO): ABC-type transporter activity; ATP binding; ATP hydrolysis activity
Source: RefSeq, a predicted model, not a curated record
UCUCCAAAUCGCACACUUUAGGGCGUUUGAAUGUUUAAAAUGUUUGCGAAGUAUAGAUAAUGAUUUAUUGAUCAAUGAGAUGGAUCGUAAAGAGUCGCCAAGGUUGCUGUCUGCUGAAUACAUCAUUCACUCGGAAGUUGAGCAGCGUGUUGAGUUUUUAUUUUGGAGGGGAUGUGUAGCGUGCUAUGGAAGUGAAAUAAACGAAUAGAAGAAUUCAGACCGCUAUUUGGGUCCCGGCACCGAUGAAGAACACGCAUCGGUUUAUUUACAGUUUUGUUUAGUUUUGCGUAGAAAACGAUUUCUUAACACAAUCUAACCCAUUGAAAAUAAAUAUGAAUUUCGUUUAGCUUGUUAAUUUCAAGAUAAUUUUAAAUUUCUCUAUUGCUCAAAAACCUUUAGUGGUUUUAAUUUAAUGAUUAAAAGCCGAAAAUAGUUUUUUUAAAAAUAUUUUUGUGAAAUUUUUGCAAUGGAUCCGAAUGUACUAGUGAAUUUCAAGAACGUCUACAAGAAAUACGAGAAAAACUGGAUUCUUAGAGGCCUCAACUUAUCCAUUCAUAAAAGUACAAUCUACAGCCUGUUGGGACCCAGUGGCUCUGGAAAAACGACAAUAAUCGGUUUAAUCCUUGGAGAACUGCAACCGGAUUUCGGCGAUAUAAACUGGGGUGAAGUUCAUUCUCGAAAAGAAUUCGGCUACAUGCCACAAGCAACAUCUCUUUAUGAAGAUUUAACAAUAAAGGAAUCUUGCGUCUAUUAUUCUUACCUUUUCGGUCUUGGUGGACGCAUUCCAAAAAAAGCAAUCCAGCUGCUGAACAAGCUGGAGAUUUUCGAUUUGAACAGACUAGUCUGUACUUUAAGCGGAGGAGAACAAAGGAGAGUGAGCUUUGUCAUAGCUUUAAUUCAUGAACCGAGCAUCCUCCUUUUAGACGAACCAACUGCCAGCCUGGACUGUCUACACUCUAAAAUAAUCUGGGAACAUUUAGCAGCUCUUUCAGGUAAAGGAACGACCAUACUUCUCACGACCCAUUACGUUCAAGAAGCCGUCAAUUCAACAAAAGUUGGUUUCUUGAGGAAAGGAAAUCUGAUAGCAGAAGACAAAGUGACCGAGUUUAUCGAUAAGCAUGGCACUUCCAAUUUAGACAAUAUAUUCGUGCAGUUGUGCGCCAAGGAUAUUCAAAAAAGCGAAUGUAUCGUGGUAGACAAGUCCCAUUUGAAGUGUGCCAGUAUGAAAAUAGGUUUCCAAGGUGAUAGAUGUUUUAAAUGGCCUUGUUUUUAUGCCCAACUCGCCAAGAAUCUGAUCACUGUGAAAAGGAACCUUCUGGUCUUCUUUUGCAAUUUGUGCCUGCCGAUCGUUUUCGCGUUGUUCUUCGGCAUGGCGAUCGGGAGAGACUUGAACGAACUGUCGCUGGGAUCCGUUUCCGGCACCGUCAAGAUCUCAGAUUGCAAAGACAUGGGCACGAGGUACGACGAACUACUUCGCUGCGAGCUGCCUGAGCGGAUAGAGUGUUUCAUUUUCCAAAGGCUGGAAGAACGUUUUAAAAUGGUCGAUUACGAUGACUUUACCAAUGCGUUUAAGGAUCUGCAGAGAGCGAGGAUACACGGAAUACUGAAAUUCGAGAGGAAUUUCAGCUCCUCGUUGUCAUCUUUUUACGGCGAUGUUACCCAGUUUAAAAGUGACAAAAUAAACGAUGCGAUUAUCGUUUCUCACCUAGAUUCCUCAGAUUACGUUAAAGCCCACUUUUUAAAGAAGUUUAUAAGUAAAAGCGUCAUGGGAAUAUUCAAGGAUAUAGACGGUUUUUGCAAUUCGUCAAAAACUGCCAGCCCUAUCCCGCUCAAGUUCGAACAACCCAUUUACGGUUCGGCGGAAGCACCGUAUUCCCACUCAUUAUACCCGGCAUACGUAUGCGUUUGCUCAUUCAUCUUCACCAUUGUGUUCUCGACCCCUGCACUGCUGGUGGACAAGAAACAUGGAUGCGUGAGGCGUAAUAUGAUAUCAGGCUUAACUUAUAUGGAAAUGGUGGCCGCCCAUUUGGUCAUCCAAGUCGUAUUGAUGCUCUUGCAGGACAUUUUGAUUUUGGGCACGUUCAUCUGGAUUUUAGGGUACCCCCAGAUAGGUAGACUGUCGACGGCUCUUUCAGUCACACUGUCUUGUAACAUUAACGGCAUAGCCAUAGCAUUUUUCGUUGUCGAACUGUUCAAGAACGAUUUGGUCAUCAUGCUGACAUCAAUAGGUGCAAUGAAUUUAUCUUUACUCCUCGGAGGAAUUUUAUGGCCCCCGGUCGGUUAUCCAAAGUGGCUUCAGUGGCUCUGCUAUAUCAUACCGAAUACAAGCACUUCAAACAGCUUGCAAGCCGUCGCUUUGAAAGGCUCGACACCUUCAGACCCAUCGGUUUACAGGGCGUACAUCGAAUGCUCCUCUUGGAUUGUGAUAUGCAUUUUAGUUUGUAAUUGUCAAUUUAGAAAGAAUAAAUGAUAUUUUGGUUAAUGCCUUU